AUGUCAAUCAUGGAUUCACAUCCACAUCCCAGCCUCGCGCGCGGUAACGCCGCGCCUGGAUCCAACCUCUUCGACCAUGAAGCCAACAACAAACCAGUGAUCGUUAAUGCUUCGGCGGCAUCGUCAAGCGCUGAGAAUGCUAGUCAAUCGCCUUCGGCAUCGCAUUCGCAUCAACACCACCACCAACAUCCUAAUCAUCCUCACCAUCAGUUUGUAGAUCCAUCACCAGUUUAUCAUCAUCCAUUCAGGACCAUCACUCCGAACUCAGCCGAAAGUAAUAAUAAAAUAUUGGAUCCUCAACCUCAAUCGAAAUCCACCACUCCCACCAACCAGCAGCAAACCCAAUCGAGGCCAAACUCGGGCUCAACCUCCGAGUGGUCUGCGUCCGGCAUUACUCUGCCCCCGGGUUCUCACCCUGCACCAGGCCGCCGACCGUUCAGUACAAGCGCGAACCUCGAAGGCUCGGCCCCUAGGGACCCGCCACCGCCCUCCAGUGGUGCCGGUACAGGCUACCCUUCUCCGACGGCGACGUCCACUUCUCGCCGGAGCAGCUCCAAUGCUAAUGCUAAUCCAAGUCCAAAUCAGACCGACUUGAUCACUUCGGCUCUUACUACCACCGCACCAUCUGCGGCCCCUGCGUACUAUCAAACUCAUCCAGGACAAGAUCCCGCCAGUCUGGCCGUGAUCGCUGCCAUCGACUGCACCGGCUUGGACGUUCGUCCCAUGUACGCAAGUGAAGAUUCGCGACAAACCCCAGGUCAACAUCAAAAUCAAUCUCGCAACGAGAGCCAUACCCCAAGUCACACAAGAGUCCCGAGCUCUGAAGAAAUGAGAGGGCCGUAUUACGCGCCGGCUACAGGUACCCAUUAUAGUCCACCCAGCUCGGGAAUACUCCCCAGUCAUUAUCCCCACCUCGCCUCACCAAUUACGCCGCAAACAGGGCCACGCCGACCGGCAAGUUCCGUGACUUCCGCUAGUAGCUACAGCCCUUACUCCAACCUUUCAGUACAGGUGCCGCUGGGUUCCAACUAUGGACAUCAUCAACACGCUCAACACUCAGAUGGACCUGUUCUGCCGGGUUGGACCCCGUCCGUUGACUCCGUCAGAGAUUCGGUUAACCCUUACGCUCGACCUGGUCGCCAACCUUCCGGACCUCUCACUGGUCAUCAUGCUCCCUCAUCAACACCUUUCGCGCAUUCUAUAAGGAACGGUCAGUUGAUGAGUUCACCACAUUAUCCGAGUAACACCAAUGCUGCACACCACCAUCAACCGGGUACUAUGCAAUACAAUGCACAAGGAAGACCUUUGGCUUACAUGUGUAAUACUUGCCUAAGAGCGUUUGACCGUCCGAGUGCCCUCCAGAUUCAUGAAAGAAGCCAUACGGGUGAAAGACCAUUUCCUUGUCCUUGGAACGGUUGUGUGAAACGUUUCACUACUCAUGGCAAUAUGGUCAAACAUAGUCGGGUCUGCCCAUUCAGAGAACCUGAAGAUUGA
Messenger RNA from Puccinia triticina, 1494 nucleotides. RefSeq lists its product as uncharacterized. Gene Ontology annotation, biological process: regulation of transcription by RNA polymerase II. Bases 1 to 1494 code for a protein of 497 amino acids. Gene Ontology annotation, cellular component: nucleus. Gene Ontology annotation, molecular function: RNA polymerase II cis-regulatory region sequence-specific DNA binding; DNA-binding transcription factor activity, RNA polymerase II-specific. The transcript has 10 exons. Lineage: Eukaryota; Fungi; Basidiomycota; Pucciniomycetes; Pucciniales; Pucciniaceae. The record is from RefSeq and is a predicted model, not a curated record.